UUGAAGAACAACAACAACAAAAGCAGCGGAGCGCGGAAGGAAGUGGAGCCCGGGCUGCCUGGCAAGAAACGAAGACAGGGACCGCUUCAGAACUGAAUUAUCGAUAACGCCGGAUUUAUCUCCUAUUUCAGCCUUUUGCGCCGCAGCAGCGCGCCGCGGCGUGCGGUUUGCCCCGGACGACCGAGAGGAGCUGUCAGCGGACGGACGUAUUUCGUAUGCGGCCUUUCACAAAGAAUGCAUGAGCAAAGCAGCGCCUUGGAACAAAAAUACAACAUUCAUUCUGUUGUGAGGAAUGUUUUGCAUUUCUGUCCUCUGCAGUCCAUAUUUUGGUCAGCUGUGAGAUUUUCCGCUCGCCGUCUCCACUGGUAUUAAGAGCGCGGACAAAAUGGAGGGUAAAAGCUAGUGUGUUGUUAACUUGACAUCGGGAGAUUUGGGACACCCCCCCGCCCCCCCAAACCUCGGAUGUCCUGGUCCAAGGGAUCACCCUGCCGUAUAAACACACAGAGCUCAGUGUCUUAGAGGAGCGCUGCAGGGAGUUCAUACCACAACAUGACGGACCCCGGGGAUGCGGACUGUGUAGCCGGGUCGUCUGGCGUCAGCAGCGGGGUCGUGCUGAGUUUCCCGCCGGGCAGGGGGCUCCCAGGCAGGUCCAGGGGCUUAUCCUCCCCCCCUCCGCCUGGAAGACUGACCUCCCUCAGAUCCAGGGACCUGACACUGGGAGCCUUCAAGAAGUCGAAGAAAACGUUUGAGCCAAAUGUCAAAGCUGUGAGGAAAAGCAAGGAUGAGUUAAGGGAGGAGACUCACAUGCCACCGAAGAAGGAGAGAAGAGAGAGGGAGGAGAGGAGAAGAGAGAUGAGAGGGAGGAGGAGGGAGAGGCCUCAGACCAUCCAGUCUCACUCCAUCUUCGAGCAGGGUCCUGCUGACACCAUACGCAAAACAGCCUGGCGGGGUGCUACAGAUGUGUGUGACACCACAGCCUCUUCUGUGUGUAAAUUUGUCAAGAAAGAGAGGAGAGAAUCAGAGGAGGACGAAGAUGAGAUACUGAGCAAACUGCAGCGAGAUGACUUUAUAGAUGACCCAGGCCUGAGGAAUGACAGCAAGCUGCGGCCCAUCCAGCUGCCUCUGUGCCACUCCAGCAGCUUCUUAAAGACAGAGGCGCUGACGACCACAACAUGUAAAGAGGAGCCUCCCCUCUUCAGGAGCCCGUCCUCUGUCGUCCCAGGCAGAGGCCUCCAGAGCGGGCCAGAGCAGCCGUCGCUGGUCCAGCUCUUCCAGGAGCUCAGCCUGUCUGGCCAGGAGGAGCUGUUCUUCAUCCAGCUGCCCGACUGCAUGCCUGGUAGAGCGUCCGGACCCGUCAAGGCUGACACCGGGGUCAGCUCUGUGACGGAGAAACCCGCCAAAAAAGACAGCAAGGCAGAUGACAAGAGGGCCGUACAUCUAAAAGCACAAGAGGCUGCGGUUAAGGAGGACUGUCCUGUGCUGUCCGACUUCCCGGAGGGCUUUCUGGGUAAACUCCAGAUCAGGAGAUCAGGCAAGGUGGAGCUGAAGCUGGGGGACGUUGUCAUGGAUGUUUCUGAGGGCGCUGCAUUCUCAUUUCUACAGCAACUGGUGUCCGUGCGUCUGUCUGACGGUCGAACUGGGGACAUGACGGUGUUGGGGAACGUUCACCACAAACUCGUCCUGUCUCCCGACUUCCAGGCUCUGCUGCGAGAAGCUCCAACAAAACCGCCACAAGGACACCGAUAACCUGCGUGUUGUCUGUCAGAGGGACAGGACAAAGACAGAGGAUACCAAAUUUUAUUUCCCCUACAAGUGUUUCCAUUGUGGUGCUUCUCAACUUCGAUUUAGAGCCAGUAGACACUUGUGGUUUGAGACAAGUUCACAAAUAAGUGGAAUCUCCUUUCAUUUUUAAGGCAGCUGACUACGUUACAAUUUUCCUCAUUUUUUUUUUUAUGAGGGGAACUGUUUUUAAAAAUGUUGUUUUAUGAUUUGAUAAGUCAAAAAUAGGAAAACAGCACAUGAUAUUAGACUAAGCCCCCUGAGCCACGGGGCCACUGGCAGGAGAACCAGCCAUGAACUCAAAGACAAGCUCUGGACACUUCUAUAAACGUUUGAUGGCACAUUUUAUAAAUGUUUGACUCCCGAGAGGAGAAUAUAUUCGACUCAAAUGUCAGGCUCCACUCCGCAAAGCUCCAGCACACCAGCUACAAGGACAGAGAUGAGCAGGACGGCCAUAGCAGAUGUUUACUGUCGUCUUGAAUUUAAAGGCUUUUAUCCAAAUUGUGGAAAAUUUUAGCGUCACACAACCAAAGCACUGACUUUGUUUUUGAGCAAGCACUCAUCAGCAGCCGUCCAUAUCUUCUCAGUGAACCAGACCCCAGGUGAAAACAGCCUUUCUAUACAGUGGUGGAAAAAAGUUUUCAGACACCCUUAAAAUUUUACACAAUCUCACAAUCUCAAAUAUUAUCAUGAAAUAUU
Messenger RNA from Myripristis murdjan (pinecone soldierfish), 2478 nucleotides. Its product is annotated as DNA-directed RNA polymerase III subunit RPC4. Gene Ontology annotation, biological process: tRNA transcription by RNA polymerase III. The record is from RefSeq and is a predicted model, not a curated record. Gene Ontology annotation, cellular component: RNA polymerase III complex. Gene Ontology annotation, molecular function: DNA binding. The transcript is spliced from 9 exons. NCBI's taxonomy places the organism in Eukaryota, Metazoa, Chordata, Actinopteri, Holocentriformes, Holocentridae. Bases 550 to 1746 code for a protein of 398 amino acids.